Messenger RNA from Naegleria gruberi, 1629 nucleotides. RefSeq lists its product as uncharacterized. The transcript has a single exon. NCBI's taxonomy places the organism in Eukaryota, Heterolobosea, Eutetramitea, Acrasida, Naegleriidae. The coding region runs from base 1 to 1629 and encodes 542 amino acids. The record is from RefSeq and is a predicted model, not a curated record.
AUGAACCAAGUGCAGAGCAAUUUUUUCGCGCCAUUUUUGAAUGUUUUUAGUUCGACCCAAAAAACAAACGAAAAAAUACCACAACAUCAACCCUCUGCACCAAUUUUGAUAACGGAAGAAUUGGACAAGACUAAAAGUGCAUCAGGAAUAGAGGUAUUUCAUCAUAACAAACAAGUAGAAUUGUUGCAACAAGAACAACAUCAAGGAGAGGAAAUCAUGGAUCAACGAAAAGAAUUGACCAAGGAGAUUACGGUAAAUCAUCACCAUAUGGAAGAUGCACAAUUAUCACAAAAUUCAUUCUUUGUGGAGAAUGUUGAAGAUGCUUGUGAAAUUCCAGCCUCUCAAAUGGAACAAUUAAAGAGGAUGGAAAUACCAGGAUUUUCCAAUGAAGAAUCAAUGAUGGAAAUUCCGAUUCCUUCAACUCAACAACUUAAAGCACCAGAACCUUCGAAUAGUGUUUCUUCAAUUACUGUUACAGAGUUGGUAUCGACAUCGGUAACAUUGCAAAGUGAUAAUACCGAAGAGGAAUACACUCAAAGAAAUGAAUCACCAUCAUAUGUGAGAGUGAUAUCCACCCCACAUAAAAGAAGAACAAUUACUGGGAUACUGUCUCCAGAUCUUGAAAUUCCUUCGAGGAUACCCCAAAAAUUAGAAGUGACUCCUUCAAUAAUUCAAUCACAAGAAAUUACAAGUGACAAUGACAGUGAUGAUGCUAUGGAAGAUGCUCCAGAAAUAAUACCCUUCUCCUACAGAAGUGGCUCUGUAUUUUCCCCUUCAAGAUAUAAGAACAUGGCUCCUCCUAUAGUCUAUCUUCACAGUCAAAAUUUCCAUACUCAAAAGGCUCCAAGCACUCCUUUACAAUCCUCUUCAAUUAAUAAUAAUAAUACUUCUGCUGCCAAAGUUGCUUCAAAUCAGAACACAUUAGAGAUUAAAGAAACACCAGUAAAGGACAUUGACGAAUUUCAAGAUCUCAUAAAUCGAAGGAAUAAUAGAAUAGAAGAUGAAUCAUUUGAUUCCUCUGAGGAUGAAAAUGAAAAGUAUGAGGCCUACAUGAAUAGAUCACUAUUCAGAAAUCCUUUACAUUUGGAGGAGCAUGCCUUCAAGAAGCUUGAACAACGUGCAUUACCUCAUCAUAAAAAAAUUAUUCAAGCUAGGGAGAGAAGAAGACAGGAAGAGGAUCAAAGGUCAAGAACUAUUACAACUAUUGAGGUAGAAACUGAUAUUGAAAUAACACCAGACACCAUGCUGGAAAUACUGAAGGAUCCACCACUUGAAAGUAGAAAGAGACAAAUUAUUGAGGAAAAACCAAAAGAUAAUUUGAAAAAACAAAAAACCAAUCCUUCACAAUCCUCUCCAAACACCACAAGUAGUAGUGAAACAGUUACAAAAAAUCCUACACAAAAAGUCCUCUCCUCUUCAAGCACUACUACAAAAAUUCAGGAUUCUCCAAAACCUGUACAGACACAACCAAAACCACAAGAAUCUUCAAAAACAGUACUGCAGACACAACCAGUAUCACAAGCUCAAUUACAACAAUCAUCCAACCAAUCAACUAAACGAAUCGAAAAGAAACCAACUGAAAAACCUAGGAAAAAAGCAAAUUAUAGCAAUUGGUCUGCCUUUUUGUAA